Messenger RNA from Fusarium tjaetaba, 621 nucleotides. RefSeq lists its product as uncharacterized. Gene Ontology annotation, cellular component: nucleus. Bases 1 to 621 code for a protein of 206 amino acids. Gene Ontology annotation, biological process: maturation of SSU-rRNA from tricistronic rRNA transcript (SSU-rRNA, 5.8S rRNA, LSU-rRNA). Lineage: Eukaryota; Fungi; Ascomycota; Sordariomycetes; Hypocreales; Nectriaceae. The transcript is spliced from 2 exons. The record is from RefSeq and is a predicted model, not a curated record.
AUGGCCUCUACAGAACCCGCACAGCUGCCUCCGGCGGCUGAACGCCAAUCCGAGUUCGAGCAAGCCGUCGCAUACGCCCUUCACCUAUGGCCUGCCCUUACACUCUCAGUCCAGAACGGCUGGGGUGGUCCCGACUCUGCCGACAAGCGCGAUUGGUUUGCCGGCGCCGUUGCCGACCUCUUCCCAGAAUAUACCGAUACACCUCCCAAGAAUGGAAAGGUUCCCGAGGAUCCUGAUCUAGAGGAGGUUGAGACUGUCCUGCUCCAGAUCAUGGUUGACGAGUUCGAGGUCAACGUCGACGACGACUCGGGUACAGAAGUUGCUGGAAAUAUCCUCCGUGCUCGCGCGAGCUGCACUCUCGGAACCUUUGACGAGGUCAAGACUCUGCGCACACGCUGGUUGAACCGCAAGGGGACAAAGGUUGAGGGUAUGUUCAAGAAGGCUGAGGAUGCCGAUCAGGACACAGACUGGGAGAGCGAUGAGGACGAUUCAGAGGAUGACGAGGGUGGUGCUGAUGUCGAGAUGGACGAGGCUCCCCCUCUGGUUGCGGCUCCUAAGGAGAAGCCCCAACCUCAGGUCGACGAGGAUGGCUUCACGAUGGUCACCAAGAAGAAGAAAUAA